AUGGCGAGUACUACAGAGAGCGCGGCUGCGGCCAGUGCCAAACCGUUCGACAUUGUCGCAACCUACAAUGAGCUCCUACGCUCCGAUCCCGAUCUUACCAUGCCUAUUGCAGCCAUUGAAGCUUUGGUCCUUCUCCUCACACAGUCCGCCUCAUCAACAAUAUCAGAAACCCUUGAUCUGUUGGAAAAAUCCACCGCCCACCUGAAGAAAUCCAUUCCGAACCCCAUCGGUCUCUCCGCCGGAACCGAUCUUUUCCAACGAUACCUGAUCACCACAUUACAACGUCCUGGACAGCUAGGCCCAGCUGGUGAUUUCAAGGCCAUCCGCACACAUCUUCUUUCAAACGGACGACUGUUCAUUCGCCGCGCAAAGGAAAGCCGAUACAAGAUCGCAGACUUCGGCCGAGGCUUCAUUCGCGACGGCAGCACUAUCCUCACAAAUGGCGGUUCUCGUGCUGUCUCAGCGCUAUUGCAAAAGGCAGCUGACGAAGAGGGCGGUCCUUCUGCUGUGCGGUUCCGCGUUAUCUAUGUCCUGUCGUCAACUGCCACCACUUCCGGUGAUUCAACCGAGGAGCCCGAGGGUAUGGAAACAGUGCGCGCUUUGAGAGAAAAGGGUGUUCCAGUUUCGACGAUCCCCGAGUCCGCAGUUGCAUAUUCGCUUGGUAAGGCCGACAUGGUCAUUGUCGGUGCUGAGGGUGUGGUGGAGAACGGAGGCAUCGUGUCUCGUAUGGGAACAUACCAGAUUGGUCUCCUGGCCAAGGCUAUUGGCAAGCCUUUUUACGUUGUUGCAGAGAGCCACAAAUUUGUUCGCUUGUAUCCUCUCGGCCAGUACGACUUACCAAUCGAGCAGCGCGUGCUCGACUUCAAGUCUGAGGAGGACAUUGCAGAGAGCACACAGCAGUCUUCGGAGACCACUACGAAUGAGGAACGACCUAUCGAAUUGCCUCUGUCCGCCUCUGUUGAUUUCACCCCACCGCAUUUGAUCUCGGCGCUGAUCACAGACAGCGGUGUCCUGACACCCAGUGCUGUUAGUGAAGAGUUGAUUAAGAUUUGGUUCUGA
Molecule: messenger RNA, 1059 nt
Organism: Penicillium antarcticum
Lineage: Eukaryota; Fungi; Ascomycota; Eurotiomycetes; Eurotiales; Aspergillaceae
Product: translation initiation factor eIF2B subunit alpha
Exons: 2
Coding region: 1-1059 (352 amino acids)
Biological process (GO): translational initiation
Cellular component (GO): eukaryotic translation initiation factor 2B complex
Molecular function (GO): translation initiation factor activity; guanyl-nucleotide exchange factor activity
Source: RefSeq, a predicted model, not a curated record